This is a messenger RNA of Triticum aestivum (bread wheat), 1708 nucleotides long. RefSeq lists its product as uncharacterized. The coding region runs from base 836 to 1162 and encodes 108 amino acids. The transcript has 3 exons. Lineage: Eukaryota; Viridiplantae; Streptophyta; Magnoliopsida; Poales; Poaceae. The record is from RefSeq and is a predicted model, not a curated record.
GAAGAUGACGCUUCACGCUGCGGUCGGAAGGGCCCAAAACCCCCGCCGCUUUGGCCAAAAUAUUGGCCGAACUGUACAAAGGGGAGAAGGAGGAGUUCACUCGUCUCCAAUAUCGACAUAGAUUUUCCAUGUAUAAUCCUCCUAGCUGGGUAAGUUCCAAUCCCACCAUUUUACUGAAUCCUCUUAUUGUAUCCUUUUUAAUGGAUAGUAAUCUAUCCACUCGCAAUAGGAAUGGCGAAAGGCUACCAAGGGGAUCCAUAGCCCCGCCCCCAGCCGGAGGAUCACAAUCAGGACCUUGACCCCGAAUUCGAAGAAGAUCUGAACAUAUUUGUGGAGCUUGGGAAUGGAGUAUUCUACCAGGCAAGCUAUGAUGGUAUAGAAGUGUCCAUCAUCGCCGAUUAUCCCGGCCUCCUCCCUGCUUCACAUGUAAGUAAUUUAAGAGACACCUUCUUCGAAAGAGCUUCCUUAUUAUGCCUUGCCCACCGCGCUAUUUCGUGCUCCAAAGGGGAGGCGCUCGACGCCACAACGCGCACUAGAAGCAUCUCCAAGGAGAGCGGUGCCCACGCCAAGCACAUCUUCAAAGAGAAAGGCAAACGAUAAUACGGCAGAACCUUCAUCAAGGAGGUAAGGCUUUCUUUUUUAAAAUAUAUCUCCUAGUCGCCACAUCAAAUCGUGACGUCAUCCACCGCAUUAUAUCAGGAAAAGCGUCCACCGGACUAUGUCCAGGGAUCCUGCCGGUCGUGCCUCCACUAGUUAGGUUCCAGACCCUGCCCUAAGGCCGGGGGCUGACACGGUAGUGGCGCUGGACUGUCCUUCCGCAGAGGAUACGGACGAUAUGUCCAUCACGAACUCUGAAGUAGAGAGCGCCAUGAAUCAUCGCUAUUGGAGGGCCGUUCUUGGUGACUGCGGCUUUUCAAAGGAGGCAUUCGAUGCCUUCAGCUCGGUUGAUGCGUACAUUCGAGCUGCUCAAGAUGGACUUGCCAGAGCCACGGACCAGCAUCCAAAAGAUAUGCGGGCACUUAUGGCGAAGAAUAGACUGCUGUCUCAAGAGCUGGAAAAAUGUCAGAGUCAGCUAACUGCGGCUACCUCCGAAUUGGAGAAAUCCAAGGAGCCACCACCAGAAUCGCUAGAGCAACUGAGAGAGAAAUUGAUGGUCGCCUAGGCUGGUGAAUAAGAGGCCAAAAGGCAACAUGCGGCAGGCGAGCGUGUGCUGACGCGGGUCAGGGAGGAAAAGAACAAGCUCCAGGAUUCCCAUACCCAACUGGGCGAAGAACUAAAAGAUGUUCGAGCCCACCUAGCUGACGCCGUCAAGGAGAAUAGGAGGCUACAAGGCGGCAUAUUUAGUAUGCUUUUCAAACUUGCCUCCCUAUCAUUCGACGAGGGCAGGAACUGACAGAUUUAUGUCUGUAGGUAUGCUGACUGGCCGCCCCAAAGAGGAAAUGUCCGGAUCUCAAGGCGACCCGCUACAAGAGCUGCCCCGGAUGCAUGAGAGAGUUCGGCAAGCAAUGUGGAGUGUUGCCAAGGCUUUAUGGCCAUCCGCCUCUCCUCUAUGAGGUAUGGCGGAGCUCGUGGAGCUAUUCAAAUGGGCACGACAGCGCAUUCGAUUAUGGAAGAUAUCAGCCUGCCAAGAAGGUGCGCGAGAGGCCUGGGCCAUGGUAAAAACACGGUAUACAAAGCUUGAUCCAAAUCAUAUGGCCCGAGUCGGACC